Pezoporus occidentalis (night parrot) is the source of this 2016-nucleotide messenger RNA. It is a transcript of the gene TOMM34, whose product is annotated as translocase of outer mitochondrial membrane 34. The transcript has 7 exons. Gene Ontology annotation, molecular function: heat shock protein binding. The record is from RefSeq and is a predicted model, not a curated record. Lineage: Eukaryota; Metazoa; Chordata; Aves; Psittaciformes; Psittacidae. The coding region runs from base 16 to 1065 and encodes 349 amino acids. Gene Ontology annotation, cellular component: mitochondrion; cytosol.
AGCUGCACCGCCUCCAUGGCGCUGCGGGCGGCGGUCGCUCCUCCGGCCGGUCACUCCCUCACCCCUCCAUGGCACCGCCGCUUCCGCCCGCCGCCGGAAGCCAGCGGGGAGCGCCCGGCCCGCCCGGGCAGAGAGGGGCGUUCCCGGCCCGGCGCGGGCAGCAGCGCGAUGGCGGCAUCGCCCAGCGACCUGCGCCGGGCCGGCAAUGAGGAGUUCCGCCGCGGGCAGUACGGGCCGGCCGCAGAGCUCUACACCCGUGCGCUGGAGCUGCUGGAGGCCGCAGGGGAGGCCGCCGCCGAGGAGCGGAGCGUGCUGCUCGCCAACCGCGCCGCCUGCCGCCUUAAGGACGGCGCCUGCAGUCUCUGCGUUGCCGACUGCAAUAGCGCUCUCGAUCUGGUUCCCUUCGGGAUCAAGCCACUCCUCAGGCGGGCAGCGGCGUACGAGGCUCUGGAGAGGUACCCGCAGGCCUACGUGGACUACAAGACGGUGCUGCAGGUGGACUGCUCCGUCCAGGCGGCACACGAUGGUGUCAACAGGAUGACUAAAGCCCUCCUGGAGAAGGAUGGUGUGAACUGGCGCCAGAAGCUCCCACCAAUCCCCACAGUCCCCAUUUCUGCCCAGACGAGGUGGAGCGCUCCUGCUGGAGCCCCUGGGGCAAACACUCCUCCUGCAACUGCACCGCAAAGAGAACCAGACAAGGCUGCUGCUAACUCGGAGAGAGCUCGCACUCUGAAGGAAGAAGGAAAUGAACUUGUAAAGAAAGGAAACCAUAAGAAAGCAGUUGAGAAGUACAGUGAGAGUCUGAAGCUCAACCAGGAAUGUGCAACUUACACCAACAGAGCACUCUGUUACCUAACUCUGAAGCAAUACAAGGAGGCAGUAGAGGACUGCACAGAAGCUUUGAGAUUAGAUCCUAAAAAUGUUAAGGCGCUCUACAGGCGUGCUCAGGCACUGAAAGAACUGAAGGAUUUCAAAUCAAGUAUUGCAGAUAUCAAGAGCCUGUUGAAAACUGAACCAAAGAACACAGCUGCACUGAGAUUACUGCAGGAACUGAACAGAGCCUAGAGUAACCAAGCAACGAGGAAAGCUUUGUUUUCCACCACAGAAGAAAGCUUUUUCCCUUCUGGUGUUGUUACAGGGACCAGUCUUAAUCAGGAUCAGUACUGAAAUCCAUCAUCCACUGCUGCUGAGAUGUAACAAGUUCUGUGCCAGCACAAUGAAUGUUAAGACACACAAUCUGUAUCAAACUCUUUAUUAUCUGGUUCUAAGAUCAUUCAGUUUUAAUGCCCCUCCCUCAGAGGCAUAUAGGUUAACUUCCCUGUAACCAUCAGCCUCAGGGACUCUUUUCCAUGUUAGCUAAGAUGCAUGUGACGUGGCUGUUCUCUUUCUGAAGAGCUGCAGAGAUUUUAUUUGUCCUUAUUCAGGUGACAGUUCUGCUGCAUUUGUGCUGCUGCUACUUAAAUGAGGUUGCUGCAGUCGCCCUAGCACCACGCACCAUUCUUAGAACAGGCACAGUUACUUGCAUAGGGCUGAGCUUGUUCUCUCUCCCAGUUGGUGCCUGCUGGCCCUCAGCUGAGUUUCUUCUGCUUAGUGUGGCUGGGCAGUGUUUACAGUAGCAACUUUCUUUUAAUUAAUCUGCACAUUUAAGGAGAUAGCAGCAAGUGAAGCCUGCCUUGUUACACUGUGCACUACUUCUUUAAGAUUAUGGGUGCUUGGCGAUUUUACAAUUGUUAUUUUGGGUUGGUUUCCUGUGUUUUGGGUUGGUUUUUUUAAACCACUCUAGCUCCUCUGUGCCUUUUGGAGCAGUUGCUACAUGGUGUUACAGGGAGGGGGAUAUGCAGUAACUUCCCAGUGAGGCCUGGCUUACUACUUUGAUGCAUGUUUAUACUUUUUGUGCUCUUCUGCUUAUCUGGUAUUGAUGGCACUGACUUGAAAUGGUAGGUGAAGAGAUACUUGGAGCUAUCCUGUAAACCAUUAAAACUGUUUCACAUUAAAGCCAUGUUUAUUUUCACUUUA